This is a messenger RNA of Drosophila busckii, 304 nucleotides long. It is a transcript of the gene Taf10b, whose product is annotated as transcription initiation factor TFIID subunit 10b. Bases 1 to 246 code for a protein of 81 amino acids. The record is from RefSeq and is a predicted model, not a curated record. Lineage: Eukaryota; Metazoa; Arthropoda; Insecta; Diptera; Drosophilidae. Gene Ontology annotation, molecular function: RNA polymerase II general transcription initiation factor activity; promoter-specific chromatin binding. Gene Ontology annotation, cellular component: SAGA complex; nucleus; transcription factor TFIID complex. Gene Ontology annotation, biological process: transcription initiation at RNA polymerase II promoter. The transcript has a single exon.
AUGGGCGGCUUUCAUGCCGAUGACAAGCGCAUAGUGCGUCUAAUAUCAAUUGCUACACAAAAAUUCAUGUCUGAAAUAAUAGACGAUGCACUGCAGCACUCUAAGGCACGCACACAUUUGCAAAACUCGAAUACACCUGGCGGUUCCAAGGCCAAGGAUCGCAAGUUUACUCUAACUAUGGAAGAUUUGCAGCCAGCCUUAGCUGAUUACGGCAUUAAUGUGCGCAAAAUGGAUUAUAGUCAGUAGUCAAUUAAAUUUAGUUAAAGAAAAUAAACAAGCACUUGCUCUAAAUUAGUCAAAAAUU